GGACAAUCAGAACCUACACACCCACCUCCAGACACGCUCGCUUUUCUCAUUUCUUACUUCUAGUCUAAAUUACAUAGCAAAGCCGUCGUGCAGGAGCGCACCGAUCCAGCAGACAGUCAGAGUUUGAAGCAGCAGCGCCAGGGUCAACAUUCAAGCUGAAAUUCAACAUGGAGUCCCCCCCAGAUCCAGCGAGCGACCCGGGCAACAGCGUCUCGGAGCCGGCUACCCCGGUCAGGGAAACCCCGGUAAACCUGGAGACGCUCCGGAAAGCGGACCAUCCGGCGCCGGUUCGGAGGCAGACCUGCUCCAGCACCAACAGAGGUAUCUCAGUAGCAAAGAAGACGCAUACCUCUCAAAUCGAAAUAAUUCCCUGCAAGAUCUGUGGAGACAAAUCAUCAGGCAUCCAUUACGGCGUGAUAACAUGCGAGGGCUGUAAGGGCUUCUUCAGGAGGAGUCAGCAGAGCAAUGCAGCCUACUCGUGCCCCCGCCAGAAGAACUGCUUGAUCGACCGCACGAGCCGCAACCGCUGCCAGCACUGCAGGCUGCAGAAGUGUCUGGCAGUGGGAAUGUCACGAGACGCGGUGAAGUUUGGCCGCAUGUCAAAGAAGCAGCGCGACAGCCUGUACGCCGAGGUCCAGAAGCACCGGCUGCAGCAGCAGCAGCGCGACCACCAACAGCAACCCGGAGAGGCGGAGCCGCUCACACCCAGCUACGGCCUCUCAGCCAACGGCCUCACGGAGCUCCACGACGACCUGAGCGGCUACAUGGACGGCCACACCCCCGACGGCAGCAAGCCCGACUCUGCGGUCAGCAGUUUCUACCUGGACAUCCAACCGUCCCCCGACCAGUCAGGCCUGGACAUCAACGGCAUCAAGCCGGAGCCCAUUUGUGAUUUUGCCCCCGGCUCCGGCUUUUUUCCUUACUGCUCCUUCACCAACGGCGAGACCUCCCCGACUGUGUCUAUGGCUGAACUUGAGCACCUGGCCCAGAACAUCUCAAAGUCGCACAUGGAGACAUGUCAGUACCUGAGAGAGGAGCUGCAGCAAAUGACCUGGCAGGCUUUCCUGCAGGAGGAGGUGGAGAGCUACCAGAGCAAGCCGCGGGAAGUCAUGUGGCAGCUGUGUGCUAUCAAAAUAACAGAGGCCAUUCAGUACGUGGUGGAGUUUGCCAAGCGCAUCGAUGGCUUCAUGGAGCUGUGUCAGAACGAUCAGAUAGUGCUGCUGAAAGCAGGCUCUCUGGAAGUCGUGUUUGUCAGAAUGUGCCGUGCCUUUGACUCUCAAAACAACACAGUCUAUUUCGAUGGAAAAUAUGCCGGACCUGAUGUGUUCAAGUCAUUAGGCUGUGACGACUUGAUCAGCUCCGUCUUCGAGUUUGGGAAAAACUUGUGUUCUAUGCACCUGUCUGAGGAUGAGAUCGCCCUGUUCUCUGCCUUUGUGUUGAUGUCUGCUGACCGGUCCUGGCUCCAGGAGAAAGUGAAGGUGGAGAAGCUCCAGCAGAAGAUUCAACUGGCCCUCCAGCACGUUUUGCAGAAGAACCACAGAGAGGAUGGUAUACUUACAAAGUUGAUAUGCAAAGUGUCGACACUGCGAGCGCUGUGCAGUAGGCAUACAGAGAAGCUCACAGCUUUCAAAGCAAUAUACCCAGACAUUGUGCGUGCCCACUUCCCCCCCUUAUACAAGGAGCUGUUUGGAUCAGACUUUGAGCAGUCCAUGCCCGUUGACGGGUAGCAGCCCUGCCGGGUGCCGGCGUGCCCGUCGUGGGGGGAACGUGGAGGAGGAAUCUGAGACACUUUACUGGUGCCCUGCACAAACCGGAGCGGACACACGGCACGCUGUUCAACUUGUUGUUUUACAUCUGAAUGGGGAUGGGGGGGUGUUGGGAGGGGCUUGAUUGUCAAGGUUUACUUUAUUAAAUUAUCUUUGGAAUGGCAUGCAGGACCCGACACCCCACGGGACUCGAGACGGAGAUGGGAAGAUCUGUUCGGCUGAACUUGACUCUCUUCUGCGCUUUUUUUUUUUU
Messenger RNA from Oryzias melastigma (Indian medaka), 2019 nucleotides. RefSeq names its product RAR-related orphan receptor A, paralog a (gene roraa). The record is from RefSeq and is a predicted model, not a curated record. Gene Ontology annotation, biological process: regulation of transcription by RNA polymerase II. NCBI's taxonomy places the organism in Eukaryota, Metazoa, Chordata, Actinopteri, Beloniformes, Adrianichthyidae. Bases 168 to 1727 code for a protein of 519 amino acids. Gene Ontology annotation, molecular function: RNA polymerase II cis-regulatory region sequence-specific DNA binding; nuclear receptor activity; zinc ion binding. The transcript has 11 exons. Gene Ontology annotation, cellular component: nucleus.